Molecule: messenger RNA, 316 nt
Organism: Staurois parvus
Lineage: Eukaryota; Metazoa; Chordata; Amphibia; Anura; Ranidae
Source: the annotation of a GenBank genome assembly
UAACUUAUCACCAGGGGCGGACUGACAACUCAUGGGGCCCCCGGGCAAUAGGGGAUCAUGGGGCCCCUGUGUCCUUGCCCAAACUCAAAAAAGUCUAUGAAAAAGUUACCAGGGGCAUCUCAUGGAGCCCCCUACUGACCGGGCCCUCGGGCAGUGCCCGAGUUUCCAAAUGGUCAGUCCACCCCUGCUUAUCACUGUCCUGAUGGGUGCUUGCAUUUUGGAAAAAUCCCACCAACCUGGGAAUAUACUGAUGCUACUAACCAGUCUGUUGAAUACCAUAUGCGGCGGUACCCAUUUGCUAUAUUUUAUCUUUGAA